AUGGAAUCUCUCCGUCGACUUGCGACGUUCCUCUUCGUAUUCGCUGUCGUCGGCUCGUCGGUCGCUGUCGCACGGGCGUCGUUCAUCGUGCAGACGCACAGCAUUCAGAUCACGGAGCCAAAGAGCAUUCGCGGGACGUACGACAGCGCAAUCGCCAACUUCGGAGUGCCUCAAUACGGCGGCACUCUAACGGGCGUGAUUGUAUACCUACAGAACAACAAGGCGGGAUGCACGAAAUUAUCCAAGUCGGAGGCCUUUAAGAAGGGCGUGGGUCAACGACCCACCAUUCUCAUGGUCGACCGAGGAGACUGCUACUUCAGUCAGAAGGUGUGGUACGCGCAGCUGGGCGGAGCAUCAGCCGUCCUGGUGGCAGACACGGACACAGAAUCCCUCGUCACCAUGGAGGCCCCUGUGGACGACCAGGACACCGACCGCUACGUCAACAACAUCACCAUCCCCUCCGCGCUCAUCGAGAAAGCCACCGGAGACAAGAUCCGCUCAGCUCUUUCCUCCGGGAACAUGGUCCUGGUGGACCUGGACUGGCGGGAGACGCUGCCUCACCCGGACGAGCGUGUGGAGUACGAGCUCUGGGGCACGAGUAACGACAUCUGCGGGCCGAAAUGCAACGACCUGACCAACUUUCUGGAUAAGUUCAAGGGCCUGGCGAUUACCCUCGAGCAGGGGGGAUACACGCUCUUUACGCCGCACUACAUCACGUGGUACUGCCCGCCAGACGAGGUGGACUCGAUAGCCUGCAAGAACCAGUGCAUUCACAAGGGGCGGUACUGUGCUCCGGACCCGGAGAGUGACUUCGAGGAGGGGUAUGAUGGGAAGGAUGUGCUGGUGGAGAAUCUGCGGCAGCUGUGCGUGUGGAAGUGGGCGAAUGACACGGGGAAGCCGUGGGUGUGGUGGGACUAUGUCACGGACUUCAGGAAGCGGUGCAGCAUGGCGGAUAAGAUGUUCAAUGCGGUGUGCGCCGAGACCGUUCUCACUUCGCUGGGCAUUGACGUGCGCACGGUGCGCACCUGUGUUGGCGAUCCCACGCAGGACGUGGAUAACCCGCUGCUGCAGCUCCAGGAGGAUGCGCAGGUGGGCGCAUUGGGGGGGCCGUGGGGAAACGCAUUGGGGGGGCGGUGGGGGAACGCAUUGGGGGGGCGAGUGGGGGGAGUCGGGCUCACCACGCAGGACGUGGAUAACCCGCUGCUGCAGCAGCAGGAGGACGCGCAGGUGGGCAAGAAUGGGCGCAGUGACGUCACCAUCCAGCCGACGCUGGUGAUCAACAACGAGCAGUACCGAGGUGGGCGCAUGUGGAGGCAGGGGGGAGGUGGGGGGCAGGGGGAGGUGGGGGGCAGGGGGGGGGGAGGGGGGGAGGUGGCGGGAAAGGGGGAGACUUGUCCAAUUCCUCCCCCCCUCCUCCACACCUCUUCCCCCCCACCUCCCAACAGGCAAGCUGGACCCAACGAGGGUGCUGAGAGCUGCAAACUGGAUCCCAUGGGCGUGCUGAGAGCUGUGUGCUCGGGGUUUGAGGAGGCCACUGAGCCGCCCGUGUGCCUGGGCGCAGCUGUGUGCUGGGGCUUUGAGGAGGCCACUGAGCCGCCUGUGUGCCUGGGCACAGGAGUGUGCUCGGGGUUUGCGGAGGCCACUGAGCCGCCAGUGUGCCUGGGCGCAGGUGAGGGGGGUGGGAUGGGGGGAGAGUGUGGUGAGCAGGACACGUUCAGAGGCAGGGUGUGCCAGUGCCCCAGCGACCCCGUCUCGGGGGUCAACUAUGUGGGGGACGGCUACAAAAAAUGCUCCCCCCAAGGCGUGGGGCGGUGCCGGGUGAAUCACGGGGGUUGCUGGAAUGCGGAGCACAGCGGCCAGACCUUCUCUGCGUGCGAUGACACGUCUGUGUUCGGCACGGGGUGCAGCUGCCCGUCGGGCUUCACGGGGGACGGGUACACGUGCACGGACGUGGACGAGUGUGCUGCUGACUCCACCGUCUGCAAGUGCCCUGACUGCCACUGCUCCAACACCUUUGGCUCUUUCGACUGCUCCUGCCCGGGCGGGCUGCUUUACAUGCGCGACUCAGACACGUGCAUCAACGGCGGCUUCACAUCGCACAUGUUUGGCAAGAUCUUGGCCAUCGUGGUGGCUGCGCUCAUCCUCGCUGCUCUCAUCAGCUUCGGCAUCUACAAGUACCGGCUGAGGGCCUACAUGGAUUCCGAGAUCCGCACCAUCAUGGCGCAGUACAUGCCGCUGGACAGCCAGCAGCAGGACGGGGCCACCCGUGAGAGCCUCGUGCAGAGCGCAUGA
Molecule: messenger RNA, 2292 nt
Organism: Closterium sp. NIES-65
Lineage: Eukaryota; Viridiplantae; Streptophyta; Zygnematophyceae; Desmidiales; Closteriaceae
Source: the annotation of a GenBank genome assembly